This is a messenger RNA of Drechmeria coniospora, 1773 nucleotides long. Its product is annotated as C2 domain containing protein. The transcript has 2 exons. Lineage: Eukaryota; Fungi; Ascomycota; Sordariomycetes; Hypocreales; Ophiocordycipitaceae. The record is from RefSeq and is a predicted model, not a curated record. Bases 1 to 1773 code for a protein of 590 amino acids. Gene Ontology annotation, biological process: positive regulation of gene expression.
AUGGUCGCCGUCGACGACAGCAAUGCAUCGCCCACGGGGAUGACGCAAGGCCAAAACGGUAGCGGUGAGCCUGCCGAGCACCACAAGUUGCCCUCGGCCUUGAAAGAAUCGGUCAAGGAAAAGGCAAACAAGGCAAAGGCAAAGCAGAAACCGCCGGGAGGGUUCGACACGACGCCUCUCCCGGACGCGCCCCCCGGUUACACGGUCCGCUUCUGCUUCUGCGGUGCCUCCAACCUGCCGCCUGCCGACUUCAGCACCAUAUCCUCGGAUCCCUUUCUCACGGCGACCCUGAAGGCGUCGAACCCCAAAAGACACAAGGAGGACCCGGAUCUCGUGCACCGGACCCGCACCCUGCGGCGAACAACCGAGCCCGAAUGGAACGAGGAAUGGAUCGUCGCAAACGUGCCGGCCUCCGGCUUCACCCUCAAGUGCCGGCUGUACGACGAGGAUUCGCCUGACAAGGACGACCGUCUCGGAAACGUGACCAUAAAAGUCCCCCACAUCUCCGACAAGUGGGAGGGGAUGCCUCCGCCGGGCCAGGCGUUUGGUGCCAAGAAGCGCAUGAUGAGCAAGCGAGCCUUCCUCGUCAAGGGCGUCGCCACCAUCUUCAGCAAAGACGCGCACAUGACGCCAAGACUGACGGUCAGCAUGGAGAUUCUCGGACGGUCGGAUGCACCACACGCCCAGAUGCAUACCCUCGGUCCGACGCGAUGGAUCAAGCACUUCAGUCCCAUGAUCGGCCGCCUCACGGGCACAAAGGUCAACACCGACGAGGAGGAGGAUCAGAACGGGAGCGCCGGCGAGGGCAGCAAGGGAAAUGCAAAGGGCAAGAGCCAGAAAUACGAUCUGCUCCUCGUGCCCAGCUUCCAAGCGAACGAGAUGCAGCUGCAAGGCCCCGUACCCCCCGAGCUCUACCACCGAUACGUCCAGUUCCGGCCCAUCAUAGGCGCCAUGUUCGCCUCCAAGGGGCUCCGCGGCAAGAUACUGAACAAGGCGCUCCACAAGCAGCACAACAGAGUCUACAACUUUGACCCGUCGACCGAGUACGGCGAUUUCGAGCCGUGCUCGGAGCAGGCGUCCCUCCAGUUCCUGCGCCUCGUCCACUUCGACGAAGGCGCCCGCACCUUCACCUACGUUCUGACCCUCGACGGCCUGCUGCGCUUCACCGAGACGGGCAAGGAAUUCGGCAUCGACAUGCUGAGCAAGCACACGAUGCAUUCCAACGUCGAAACCUACAUUGCCUGCUCGGGCGAGUUUCUCGUCCGACGACUGCACCACGCCGACCGGCCCGACGACCCGCAGUCGAAGGAGAAGUCGCAGCCCGGGUCGGAGAUUGAGGGCGGGCCGCCGAAGCAGGAAGCUCCUCUCGACCCGUCCAUGUACCAACUCGUCAUCGACAACGACUCCGGAACGUACAGACCCGACAAGUCGAUCCUGCCGGAGCUCAAACGCUUUCUCCAGAAGAACCUGCCCGGUCUCGGCAUCGUGGCCAUGCACUGGGAGGAUGAGAAGCUGCAAAAGAUCAAGGAGACGCAGCGCGAGACGAAGAAGAAGGAGGGUCGGGCCAUCAACCUUGUGAUGAACCGCAGCCGCAGCAGCAUCAGCUCCGCCGAGAGCGAGCUCGCCGACCGCGACGGUAGGUGGGAGCAGGGGCAGAAGAGCAAGCGCGAGGCAGCAUUCGAGGCGCUCGAAGAUCCGCACAAGAUCAAGGAUGCUGUUGCUGCCAUUACUCAUCAUCAUUCGCUGCGAGUUCGACGCAGCCAACAGGUAUGA